Molecule: messenger RNA, 1696 nt
Organism: Paralichthys olivaceus (Japanese flounder)
Lineage: Eukaryota; Metazoa; Chordata; Actinopteri; Pleuronectiformes; Paralichthyidae
Source: RefSeq, a predicted model, not a curated record
ACCUGGACUGACCUGUCCAUUUAACACAAAGCAACGUGAUGAGCAUGGACCACUUGGAAGACGACGAUGCCUUAUUCCUUGCGGAUGCACUUUUGGAAGAGUGUCAGGAUAAUCCAAUUGAAGCUACAGGAGUUGCAGCAACGUCAACAACUGGGACCGAACAGUUUGUUUGGUUUGAUGAGGACCAGGAAGGGCAACCUCUCUCAAAAAGGAGAGAAACGGAAGCAGGGUUCGACCACUGAUACCUCUGGAAGCAUAGACUCAUCAUGUGCUCCAUCUACUAGUGGACAAGUGAGARAGACUGGGACAAUCCAAAACUUAGACUCCCUCAUCCAGGAAGUGCAAAACCUUUUGGGAUGUCCUACUGCAGAACCUCUGUCUUCACAUUGGAAGGAUAGGCAAGYGUCCACCUUGGAAAAGUGGACUUUGUUAAGGCCUUUAUGGUUAAUCAGGUGUUAUUAUCUGAGAAGCCUAAAGAGGGACUUUGCCAGCAAUGCAGACAAAAGGUUGCAGUAUUAAGGUGUCAAGAUUGUUUGCCAAGACCACUUKACUGUACAACMUGUGAUUUURUCAUGCACAGGUCUAUGGUGCUCCAUAAUAGAGCAWCCAUGGUAGAGGGGUUCUUCAGGCCACUGCCACCAUCCACAUACAUCAAGGAAGAUGAGGGAGGACAAUUCUCCUACCAUGAAAGAGAAUGUUUGUUACCAAUUAUGCUUCCCUGCUGUGAUUGUUCGACUGGGAAAACAAGUUUUUCCACAGGAAAGCAAAUCAUUUUGAUUGGAAUGAAUGGGCGAUACAAUCUGUCUCUCCCACAUGGUAGCUGCUCCGGUGGAAAGUCUUGUUCGGUGGACAUUGCUGCUCUGGUUGAAAGUGGGUACUGGCCAGCCACAGUCAAUUUUGAAACCUUGUAUGCAGUGGAUUUGUUCACUACAUUUGAGGAUCUCAAGGUCACUGCUCCGGGAAUGUCACGGCAAGCUUUUGUUAGCAUGCUUGCACAUCGCACUAAAGUCUUUGGGCGGAGUGGAAAGAUAUGUGGGGAUACCAUGCAGAAGGCAUUUCUGGAGUGGACAUAUGCCAAAUUUGAGGUUGAGAGACUGUCUCAUGUCCAGCAUUUUCAGUGCCCUGCAUGCACAUCCACCAUGUUGGCUGUCGCAGUGGAUGGGAACCGUAAACUGUACCGCUUUAAGAGCCAACCAGGACCUGAUGGAUUUUUUGAUGGUGUAUUUCUGGCCAAGGACUCUGAGGUGUCUACCUUUGUUGACUACAUCCACGGGAUGACAAAACACAAUCCUGCAAAAGGGCGAUGUGGUACUGGUCAGUGGUCAGCAGCACGAGAAUCCGCAAACAAGUCUGCAAGCAAAGUAAAUGAAGAAGGCGUUGAGGUUGCCGUCUGUCGUCAUGGGUUUUUGCUUAAGGGACUGAAUAUGUUCCGUGGAGAAAUAUUUGCAUAUCACGUGUAUCUACAAAAACAGCUUGCUUCACAGACUGUGCAAUUUUUUUGCUCCGAUGUGGUGUGCAAAUACUGGCCAUAUCUGCAAAGGGUUGUCCAGAGCUGCAAAACUUGUUGACCAUGGGUCCAUUUCUCUCCAUCAUGCACGCAAAAGCACAUUCAUGGAUGUGUGAGUUGCAAUGGGGGGGACGUAAUCAAGAAGGAGCAGGGAUGACCAUUGGGGAGGAGGUUGAACCGGUCAACAGC